This is a messenger RNA of Chrysochloris asiatica (Cape golden mole), 306 nucleotides long. RefSeq names its product VMA21 vacuolar H+-ATPase homolog (S. cerevisiae) (gene VMA21). Gene Ontology annotation, cellular component: endoplasmic reticulum membrane. The coding region runs from base 1 to 306 and encodes 101 amino acids. The record is from RefSeq and is a predicted model, not a curated record. Gene Ontology annotation, biological process: vacuolar proton-transporting V-type ATPase complex assembly. The transcript has 3 exons. NCBI's taxonomy places the organism in Eukaryota, Metazoa, Chordata, Mammalia, Afrosoricida, Chrysochloridae.
AUGGAGCGCCUGGACAAAGCGGCGCUGAACGCCCUGCAGCCGCCCGAAUUCAGGACUGAAAGUUCAUUAGCCUCUACCCUGAAGACGCUGCUGUUCUUCACGGCCUUGAUGAUCACGGUUCCAAUCGGGUUAUAUUUCACGACUAAAUCAUACAUAUUUGAAGGCGCCUUGGGCAUGUCCAAUCGGGACAGCUAUUUUUAUGCUGCCAUUGUGGCAGUGGUUGCCGUCCAUGUGGUGCUGGCCCUCUUUGUGUACGUGGCGUGGAACGAAGGCUCACGCCAGUGGCGUGAAGGCAAGCAGGAUUAA